ACUUGUUGACAGUCAAGCAGAAUCCUCCAAACGUCAGGAAGAGUUAAUUAGAUAAUGUAUAGAAGAGAUGAGACGGGUCUUUGAAGAAGGCACUAGGGUGAUGCGAGAAACUGGGGAAAAAAGUCACAGAACACUGCAGGCUGUUUCAGAACAAGUGGUUGAGCAAGUGCGACAGCCCAGACCUGAGAUCCUUCCUCCAGUCGUUGAAAUGCCCAGACAGAUUCAGGAAGCCCCAAUCCUAGCACUCGGGGGGCAAGGGAAUCAGCCUCAUCCCAAUAUUCAACAACAGAAUUUUUUCAUUGGUGAAAGGCAAAGACAACACGAAUUGAUGGAGGCUGCUACUCAUGUUGCAGACCAUGGCCAUCAACCUCAGCAUAAGUAUAUUCUUCCAGCUAGGAAGGGAAAUGUGGGUCCUCAUUAUCAACCUUGUCCAAGGGACUUUUUCCAGCCACAAGUUCCUCCAGCCCAGCCGGGUAUCUUGAAAUUUCCAGACAAAGCGAAGGAAACCAUGGGAGUGGAUGCAGACCCUUUUCCAGCUGUGUCUGUCGGCGUGAAUGUUGCAGACCUCAGGAGUGUUGCCAAAAAUCGUAGUCUGCCUUAUGCUCGAAGGAACCUUGCUGCUGAAGACUUGAGGUGGGUGCUUGAGGCACAGAGAUCCAGACAUAGCAGGAGCGUCAGGUCAGACCAACAGAGACUCGGGGGGCAAGGAAGGAUCACUAUGACCAAGAACUUCAGUCCAGAAGGUGCCAGACGUUACUCAACUGGUACCAGAUCUCCGAGGAUGGUCAAACCGCCACUUAAGUCACCUUUUAGACAGUGGGAGAAAGUCAGUCAUCCUAAGUUUCCAGCCCAGAAUCCCAGAACCUUGAGGCGUAGACUGCAACGCAAGAGGGCUGAAAAGCGAAAAAGGCAACAGCAGCAGAUAGAGGUUGAGGGAAGUUCAUCUCGCAGACCACGCCAACCUACAAAAAGGAACAUGGUGUGGGUGAGAAAAGAGAAAAAGGAGGCUAUAACCCAGGAUCUGCUAAAGGGGAAUGACCAAUCUCCAGCCUCUCCAAAGGUGGCGUCUGUCAUUGUGAGUCCAGACGGAGUUUUGAAAGCAACUUUUGAAGCACAAGAACAGUCUAGGAAUUGUGGAGCUGAAUCAAAAGAAGAUGGCACUAUUCAUUUUGGGGAAUUCUCAGUGAAUUUGUCAUGUCUGGUGCUGACAUUACCCUUGGUUUUCCAAGCCAAGAAGGAGGAGGAACCAAUCGUCUGUGAGUUCCCAGAACAGACAGAAAAAGAGGUAAUCGUUGUUCCAGCUCAGGAUGAUGAAGAGGAGGACAUGGCUGACAAAAUUGUGUUUGAAAAACCAGAAGAAAAGAUGGCCAAACACAUUAGGCCACUUUAUAUCAAUGCUCACAUGGAUGGGACUCCAAUCAGCCGUGUCUUGGUGGAUAAUGGGGUUGCAGUCAAUGUCCUUCCAACUUGCAUGCUCUACAAAAUAGGCAAGUCUCUUGAUGAUUUAGUGCAUACUGAGGUUACCAUUGGUGAUUUUACAGGAGGGGUGAAUCGUUUAAGGGGUGUGCUACCUGUUGAAUUAACAGUGGGAAAUAGGACACUGAUGUCUGCGUUUUUUGUGGUGGAUACUGUUGCUACUUACAAUGCACUUUUGGGGCGUGACUGGAUUCAUUCAAGUUGGUGUGCCGAAAAUGGAGGAACAGUAGCGAAGAUCAUGGAGAAGAUCAUGGAGGAGUUGCCAAACAUGGAACCCCCACUACUCGAUCAUGGUGGAAGAGUGUUGAGAAACAUGGAGGAGGUUUCCUAGCACAGAAGAAAUGAAAAACAUGAGG
Rubroshorea leprosula is the source of this 1832-nucleotide messenger RNA. The record is from the annotation of a GenBank genome assembly. Lineage: Eukaryota; Viridiplantae; Streptophyta; Magnoliopsida; Malvales; Dipterocarpaceae.